Molecule: messenger RNA, 858 nt
Organism: Penicillium paradoxum
Lineage: Eukaryota; Fungi; Ascomycota; Eurotiomycetes; Eurotiales; Aspergillaceae
Product: 3-hydroxyacyl-CoA dehydrogenase family protein
Exons: 1
Coding region: 1-858 (285 amino acids)
Biological process (GO): fatty acid metabolic process
Molecular function (GO): oxidoreductase activity, acting on the CH-OH group of donors, NAD or NADP as acceptor; NAD+ binding
Source: RefSeq, a predicted model, not a curated record
AUGCCCUCAACUCCAUGGACCAGACCUGAUACAAGCACCCGCCCAAUCGCCGUCAUCGGCGGCGGCGUGAUGGGCCGCCGAAUCAGCAUGAUGUGGGUAUCCGCCGGGUAUAAGGUAAUUUUAUGCGAGAAGGAAACCUAUGAUCCAAGCGCAGCUGUAGAAUACAUCAGCGCAAAGAAAGAAGAGCAAGCCAACAAACUAGGCACCACAUCCGCGGAACUGGAAACGACAUCAUCUCUCGUCGAGGCCGCCUCGAACGCAUGGAUGGUCAUCGAAGCCAUCCCGGAGAGACUGGAACUGAAGAUCGAGCUGCUCGCCGAGAUUGACAAAGUCGCUCCGCCGGACUGCAUAAUCGCCAGCAACUCGUCCUCGCUGCGGACCAGCCAGAUGAUCAGCAAGACGGAGAAGAAUUACCGUAUUUGCAAUGGGCACUACUACAUGCCGCCGGAGCAGGUGUAUUUCGAGGUGAUGUCGUGUGGUUACACGGAUCCGGACAUCUUCCCCUUUUUGAUGGAGAAGGCUGAGUCGGCGGGGUUCAAGCCUGUGCAUGCAAAGGUUGAUUCGACUGGUUUGGUGUUCAACCGGAUUUGGGCGGCGAUCAAGCGGGAGGUUUUGCUUGUCCUUGCUGAGGGGGUGAGUGAUGGACAAACCGUUGAUGAGAUGUUCAAGGGUUGGUUCAAUGCUACCAAGGGUCCUUGCCAGAUGAUGGAUACGGUUGGCUUGGAUACUGUGUACAACAUUGAGGUUGUGUAUACUGCACAGCGCGAUCUAGAUACCACUGCCCGGGAUUGGCUGAAGAAGACGUACGUCGACCAGGGCAAUUUGGGCGCGAAGGCUGGAAAGGGGUUACUUGGAUAG